Molecule: messenger RNA, 684 nt
Organism: Melampsora larici-populina 98AG31
Lineage: Eukaryota; Fungi; Basidiomycota; Pucciniomycetes; Pucciniales; Melampsoraceae
Exons: 1
Coding region: 313-522 (69 amino acids)
Source: RefSeq, a predicted model, not a curated record
GAUACGAAGAACAAGAAGAAGGAGAGGAAGAAUUGUCCAUUCGAGCUGCAGUGAUCGCACCAAGGGCGGUAGCAGUGAGGGGAUCGUUGUUGAUCAUCGUCUCAACGGUAAUCGCGAUGAGAUCGAGCGAGAAAGCUCUGAUUGAUUGAAUGCGCGACGAGAGUGAGAAGGAGUGAGAUGACUUAUCGAGCAAGUGUAAAAAAAAUUCUACGAGAGAAUAAUAGAGGAAUGAGGGUACACGAAAAGAAAAUUAGGAUGAGAAAUGAGACCUCGACCGCGACAAUCUCUAUCUCUAAUCUGUAAGAAUAUGAGAUGAUCAGAAGCGGUGAGGAAGACAGUUUAUCUGGAAGUGGCGAGGGAAGUGAAGUGUCGCGAUAUGAGAACUGUUAUAAACGGAUCAAAGGAGCGCUGGAGACUAUAAUGAACCGAAGUAUAGGUGGAGACAACCGGUUCUACAAUCAAAUUGAGUAUGUGUUGUAUCGAAUUUUCGUCUUCAAGGACGUUUCCAUUGAGUCUUCAUGAGACCUGUCGGAGGUAUUCGAGGAUGAAGUUUGAGUUGUCACAGCUGAACUUCAAGCUGCUUCCCGGGCUAUGAAUGACAGUGAAGCGAGUUAUUCACAGGCUGAUGAUUAGUUUGAGACUCAGUAUACUAUCAAGGAACUUGUAUUGUGUGGAAAAGUGUAU